AAUUGUUUUGUUUAUCAGAAUGUCAGAAUUCAAAACCAAUUUUCCUCAAGCUGAAAGACACGGAAAAGCAAUGUCUUCAUUGCAAAUCAACAGUCAGUCUUGUCGUAUUUGCAUAAACAAAUCUGAAAAGGUCAUUUCUCUCAAUGAAAUCAUAAAUGGAAGAACCUUGGUUGAAAUGUUACGUUACUGUGUUAAGCUAGAGAUUUUUGAAAACGAUGACCUACCAUUCCAAUGUUGUGCGGAUUGCAAAUCUGACCUCGUUGUAGCGUAUAACUUGGUGAUACGCUGUAAGGAAUCGGAUGCUUUGUAUCGGAGUCAACUAAAAAACAGCAAAGAUGUCACGAAAUUAACAUCAUUUGAGUCUAACAAUAUGACAACAGACAUCCAGUUUAAAACGGAGAUUAAGGGGGAACAUGAAUGUAUAUACGCAGAACCGAUAUCAGAUUUGUUUGCAUUGAGUGAUGAAUCAGGAUCAAACAGGAUGAAACGCGAUCAUAGUAGAAGCUCAUCAGAAGAUGAUGAUUGCGACGACGAUGAUAAAAUCGGUGAUGACAUACAAGAAAAAAACGCUGUGGAUGAAAUUAUAUGCGAGCUGAAACGGAGGAAAUGUGUUAAGAAAGAAUCCUUGUUUUCUCCCAAACGAUGCUGCAAAUGUAAGAUGCGUUUGGAGAAUAUAGAGCAGGUUGAGCAACAUUCUAAGACUCAUAUAGAAUCAAAAGUUACCGACAAGCAGAAAAUCACAGCUAGACCGUUUGAAUGCUCGGUUUGUUUUAAACGGUAUACUAAGAAGCGAGCUCUGCUCCUCCAUCAACGAGAAAUGUUCAUCGAGAAACAAUUUCAAUGCGAUGAAUGUGAUGAAGAUUUUCACACAGAACCUCAACUAGCAGACCACAAAGAAUCUCAUGCUAAAGUGGAAAACUGCUAUAGUGGCAGAAAGGGACAGCUGCCAAAAUGUUGUGCUUGUUACCAACAGUUUGAGUCCGAAGAACUGUUAAAGAAACAUGCUGACGAAAUUCACCUUCCAGAAAGCCAAACUUCAACGAGCGAUAAUGCUUACCGAUUCACUUGUAACAUUUGCCACCGUAGAUAUAAAACGAAACGAGUAUUGAUGGAACACAAAUCAAAACCGUACCGAGUCAAGCAAUAUCAAUGUGACCAAUGUGGAACAAUAUUCCGGGACAAGUGCGCCUUUUCCGAUCACGAACGUUCUCAUCUGGGAGAGAACCAUCCUUAUGUCUGCCCAGUUUGUUCGAAAACAUUUGCUUCAAAGCACUCGUACCGGAAACAUGUAGUCUUACAUUCUAUAGAAGACGAUCGUUUCAAAUGUGAAGUUUGUGGAAAAGGGUUCAAAAUGAAAGCGAGCCUAAAGCAACACUCUAUCACACAUGCACCAGAUGAUCGGCCGCUAAGCUGCAGUCUGUGCUCAGCGACAUUCGCGCGAAAGACGUGUCUCAAAACCCACAUGAGGGUGCACACCGGUGACAGGCCGUACAAGUGCGAUAUAUGCGAUGCAAGUUAUCCAUUUCCGAGCGAUCUCAAACGCCACAUUAUGGCCCAUAAGGGCAUAAAACCGCACAUCUGCAAUGUAUGCGGGAGGGGAUACCCAAGACCGGACUAUCUACGUAAACAUUUGGCAUCGCACACGGUCAACAAUUGAUUGAAAGUUGUUCAUGAUACGUUCGAUAUGAUUGUUUUGUCAAUAAAGGUAUUCUUCCAAAUGUUUAUUAGGGAUUUGGUCACUUUA
Molecule: messenger RNA, 1744 nt
Organism: Toxorhynchites rutilus septentrionalis
Lineage: Eukaryota; Metazoa; Arthropoda; Insecta; Diptera; Culicidae
Product: oocyte zinc finger protein XlCOF6-like
Exons: 3
Coding region: 20-1657 (545 amino acids)
Cellular component (GO): nucleus
Molecular function (GO): zinc ion binding
Source: RefSeq, a predicted model, not a curated record